Molecule: messenger RNA, 5296 nt
Organism: Bombyx mori (domestic silkworm)
Lineage: Eukaryota; Metazoa; Arthropoda; Insecta; Lepidoptera; Bombycidae
Product: caytaxin
Exons: 10
Coding region: 138-1871 (577 amino acids)
Cellular component (GO): cytoplasm
Source: RefSeq, a predicted model, not a curated record
AACGGAUGGAAAUUGGAACCUGGGUGAAAAAAAAGCGAAGCGAGUUACUUAUCGCUUCUCUGUUUAUAUUAUUUAAAAUACAAAAUAAACAGUUUUCUGCUUAGAAACUUAAGAACAAAGGUUUAUAAGAGUCACAGAUGAGCUUCACCACAAUAAGGACGAAUGAAGAGGACCUCACAUCGCCGUCGUCAGACGAAAGAAUGGACACAGGCUCCGAAUCCUUCCGGUCACAGGACACUCCUAACUCGGCUCUGUCCUCAGACUGCGACGAGCGGGAGCCAGACACCGUUCUCCGUCUGCAGAACCCUCAAACAAUCCUCAGGUUUUCAGACCACGAUAAAAUAAACUUUAACGACAGUUUGAUUCAUAAAAUGUCCAAUCUUCACCUGGAUUCCCCUAAAAUUAAUACUAGGCCACACUCGUUAGGUAUAAGUCCCCCAAAGCUGAGUUCAACCCUCACCCUGACAACGAAACACCCGUUAAUGGGCCUAUCCAGUCCCGAUGAAAAUUUCCCAGAUUUGAUACCGAAAAAAGUUCAUAAAAUCGAAGAUGAAAAAGACCUGAGUCUCUCCAGUAUAGAAGAUGAGCGCGCGACGUUCUUUUCGCCGCAGAGGAACACGUCAAAGAAUAAUUUGUAUUUCACCGAAAACUUCGUCACAGCGGACAGUCAGAUUCUAAACGAUACCCUGGACCUGCCACCGGACGUGGCGAGGAUCGAUAAACACGAGAGAAGGAAGAUAAAACCGAAAUACGGUGAUAUGAAAGAAACUUUGAAUGAUAACAGUGCCAUACAUUUCGAAAAGUUCUCUAGUCAAAGUACGCCAAAGUGCAAUAUCAAAGCUGUCGAUGUUACCCCGAAAGAGGAAUACCACAGUGGGGUGGCAGAAUGGUGCGAGUCUCCGUCCCACCUCCGCUCUAUACCUAACUUCGAACUGCCGAUCGAGAUGUCCAGCGCCGUGGGGAUGCGCAAUGAGUUGGAGUCUCCAGACGUGAUUUCCACUUCUACUCAGGAAGAUAGGUCCACGUACCAAGCGUUGCUAGAUCCUUACACGGGAAACGUGGCGCUCUGCCACACCGCCCCGCGGAGCCCUAGCAUACAGCGGCGGAAGAUACAGUUGCCACCUGAAGAUGACAGGUGCAGUCUGGACAGCGUCAGUGGAUGCUCCAUGGAGUCCGAAGAGGAACCCCUGGAACUGGACAACGCCAGGAGUUGUCCCGACCCCCGCAGCGAGGACGAUGACGACACGAAGAGAUCGAAGUCAACGAACACAGUGAGCGAGUCCAGCGACCUCAUCCCGGAGUACUCCGCCGCGGACGAGCUGCGCCGGGAGCGGGGCUGGCGCUCCGUCAGCAGCCCCGCCGCGUCCCCCCACCGCGCGCUCUGCGACAUGAAGGUGAUCGAGCCGUACAAGCGCGUGCUGUCCCACGGCGGCUACGACGCGCACGGCGCCGCACUCAUCGUGUUCAGCGCGUGCCACCUGCCAGACAACUCGCGGCCCGACUACACCUACGUCAUGGACAACUUGUUCUUGUACGUGAUCUGGACCCUCGAGCGGCUGGUGACGGAGGAGUACGUGCUGGUGUACCUGCACGGCAGCGCCGGCCGCCGGAGACUGCCCGGCUUCCACUGGCUCCACGAGUGCUAUAAGCUUAUCGACAGGAGAUUACGCAAAAGCCUGAAGCACCUGUAUCUGGUACAUCCGACGUUUUGGCUGAAAUCGUUUGUGAUACUAACAAAGCCCUUUGUGAGUUCGAAGUUCUUCAAGAAACUGAGCUACGUUCGUAACCUACAAGAGCUGAUGCAGAGGGUCCCGGUGGAGCCCAACGCGAUCCCGGAGACGGUCAAACUCUACGACGCCAUGAGGAACUGAGGCCAACGUUGCGGCAAAUGUUAACGUUUUAUGAGCGGCAGAAUCCACCGCGCGCUGGUCCCGAGCGCACGGAGCCGCGAGUGUGCCAUUCCACGACACUAAAAUUGUAACCACAUAAUUAGAUAAAUGAUAGCUUUAUGCACACUUAACAUCAAGCGAGCUGACGGCUUAGUGUUGUACGAUCGUGGUGCUCUAGAGACUAUUUUAGAUAACUCAGCUUUGUUAUGAUCUAGUGAAAUUUUCCUGUCGGUACUCAAUCUGCAAGACCAGGCGAUGAUAAGUGAUGCCUUCAUUGACGGGCCACUUACCGACAGACGUGCAAUCUGCUGCCCAGCGUGUCGAGACUUGUGUUACUAAUAUUCAUUAUCAAAAACAAUGUUUUAGCACACAAGUCAUCGCUUAUAAUCAACUGAGUCAUCUACUGUACUUAGUAAUGAGAUACAAACUUGAUUUAAUUAAUUUAGAAAUCAUUUUAUCUACACAACAAAAGCAAAAAUGUUUAUCAAUAAUCAGUUUUUUACCAAACAAGAAGUGAAGACAUUCCAGUGUUAGUAUAAGUGACCACUUACGGUCAGUCGCAAAAUCGCGUCUCCACUCCGCCCCCCACACAUUAGUGUUGCCAGUGCACGCGGCGGGAGCGGUCGCACGCUGGCAACCCCACAGAAACUCCAGAAACAUUCCCUCUAGUUGAUUAAUGUCUCAUAUUAAUCAUUUUCAUUUCACUUCACUCCAUAUUAUCAUUUUUCAUAAAAAUAUAAAUAUUUCUGUUUUAUAUUAUAUAGCUGAGUCCUGCGGUGUCACCCGCGGUUGUUGUAGUACAGCGGGUGACGCCACGGGGCGAAGCAAGUCUAAAAAAGUUGCUUAAGUAACUCCUUAUAUAUUCAGCUACUUAUCAGUGAAGAAUAAAAAUUAAAAUAAGACAUGACUUAAAGGUCUUAGUUACCAGGUCAUAAAAUCCCUUUAAAAAAAAAAAGAAACAUUCUCUACAGAUAUAUUAAUAUUGUUUUCGUCUUCAUUCCGCGUCCAUUCACUGAUGUUGCUGCUGCUACUGUGGCGCCGGACUCCUCACUCGCCACUUCGCAAUCAGUAUUAUUACGCAUUCAAUUAUUGUAUCUCCAAUCAAUUUGAAUCUCAUUCUAUAUUGUGUUCUUUUAAAUAUUUAUUUUAUAGAUGAAACUAGUGACCCGCCCUCGCUUCGCUUCGGAAACUGUAAUUUAUUAUUGAUUUCUCCACUAUUUAAUGGAUGUUAUUAUACAUAUAAACCUUGCUCUUCAAUCACUCUAUCUAUUAAAAAAAAUGUGUGCGUGUACUAGUGUACACACGUAAGAAGUGAAACUUGUUUAUGGCCUUAUUUUUCGAAAAAUGAUCUACAUGCAACUUUCUAGAAAUUGGUUAAAUAAAGUUAAAUUAGAUAAAGUUUAAACAAAAGGAUUUUAUUAUCAUAGACAUGAAUACAAAUAAUACAAUUAUUUCACUUUACCUUUUUGCUACUAAGAUUAUUACAGCAUUUUAAUAAUACAUCUCUUUGAUAUCAUAAUACCCUGGUACUUUUCUUCCUAUAAAUUAAUAAUAAUAGCACGGUCCACGUGGUGUUAAAUGGGGUUCCUGAGGUUCGUGAAGUUUGACCCACCUUGAGACAUGAGGUCGAUUUCUCAAAUCCGAAACCAUGCUUCAGAACAUACCGCCGUUAAUUAUUAAUAAAUCUCUUUGCUAUCAUAAUACCCUGGUACUUUUCUUCCUAUUAUUUUACGUAAUAACAGUAAUAAAUAGCACGGUCCACGUGAUAUUAUUAAGUGGGCUCCCUGAGAUUAUUGGAAUUACAAAAUGAUUUCCGUAAUCCACCUGGAGACAUGAGGUCAAUUUCUCAAAUCGGAAUCCAUACUUCAGAACAUACAGCCGUUAAUUAAUAAAGAAGGCUGUACGUCAGAGUAAAGUUAUAAUAAUACAUCUCUUUGAUAUCAUAAUACCCUGGUACUUUUCUUCCUAUUAUUUUACGUAAUAACAAUAAUAGCACGGUCCACGUGAUAUUAAGUGGGUUACCUGGGAUUAUUGCAAUUACAAAAUGUAUUCCGUGACCCACCUUGAGACAUGAGGUCGGUUUCUCAAAUGCGCAUCCAUACUUCAGAACAUACAGCCGUUAAUUAAAAGAUGGCGCGUAACGGAAAAAUGUGACGCGUAACCGAAAAAUGUGACGGUAAAUUUUUUUCCAACGCCGAUAAGGAAGUUUCACUUCAAAAAACCGCAUCAAAAUCCGUUGCGUAGUUUUAAAGAUUUAAGCAUACAUAAGGGAUAUAGGGAUAGAGAAAGCGACUUUGUUUUAUACUAUGUAGUGAUAAAUGAUAGUUGUUUAUUGUAUACUUUAUAUUACUACAUCACUGCGUCUGUGUGAGGGGCGCGGGGACGGUGAUUAGGUCAGAUACCAAUCACCUUGCGAUCAACAAGACAAUAAGAUUAGACCCCGCUGGGAGUCGCAGGGUCCCCCAACCCCCCUGUGUCAAGGUCCCCCCCUACGUCGGUCCCACAGACCCCGCGGCGCCGCUGUGUGCUGCUACGCAGUAUACCUAAGCUUUAAAUCGUUCAUGAAUUUAAUGAAGUACCUGUAAUUAAGCCAUUUUGUUUGAUAAGAGAAUAAAUAAUGCACAAGCAAUGUAGGUUUAUUGUCUUUUACAUGAUUUAGUUUUAAGUUAGUUAGUGGGGCGCCGCCAAUACUUCAUUACAAUCCAAUGCACAGAUUAGUUGUGUGCUCACUUGUUGUGGGAGAAACUAAGGAAACUGUACAACGAAUGAUUAUGGAAUUGUCAAGUGUUAAAAUUACAUUAUAUUUACCUUUUUUUUACAUAAUGUUUAUUUAAUACCGAGAUUUAACUCCCACAAUACUCGCGCGGAUCUCUGAACGACAACACUGUUCAUUCCUGAGUCAUUCCAGACACUGAAUUAGUGUAGCAAUUAUAGUGUUAUUACUGCAAUAAAUAUUUCCUUAUUUUUAAUUUAAAAGCAGUCUCACAGAAGUGAAAUCAAUAUACAAUAUUGUGGGCACGUCUGUCUGUAUCCCUCCAUAUAAUGCGUGCGUGCAAAGGCCCAGUGGGAUAUUAAUAGCGUUCCAUAGCCCGAGAAUUUCGCAAUUAUUACCGGACUUUACAGUAAUGUCGUUUUUAAGUCGGAAGAUUGGAACGCGCCCGUGGGCCGCAAUAAAAUAGCACUCUCAUUCUUUUUUUCGUCAAUGGCAACCUUCCUGUCGCGUCAUUGCAUUCGUUAUUAUUUGUAAAAUUUCUAGAUUGUGAUCCAGUGAACGGUAAAAGUAUUAUAAAUCGUUUCUAAGAAUGUAAUCUGUAUUGUGAAUUAUUUAAUUAUUCUUAAAUAAACUUAUUGUUAUAUAUAUAAUUAUGAUUUGAUAAGUUCUGUUGUAAAUAAAUGCAUUUGGAAUA